Molecule: messenger RNA, 5877 nt
Organism: Stegostoma tigrinum
Lineage: Eukaryota; Metazoa; Chordata; Chondrichthyes; Orectolobiformes; Stegostomatidae
Gene: znf750
Product: zinc finger protein 750
Exons: 3
Coding region: 265-2583 (772 amino acids)
Biological process (GO): epidermis development; positive regulation of transcription by RNA polymerase II
Cellular component (GO): nucleus
Molecular function (GO): DNA-binding transcription activator activity, RNA polymerase II-specific; RNA polymerase II cis-regulatory region sequence-specific DNA binding; promoter-specific chromatin binding
Source: RefSeq, a predicted model, not a curated record
CUCACCUAGCAGUCAAGAAGAGCACACACAUUGCUUGAGUGAAGCACAUUCAUUGCAACGAUAGUAGUCGAUAAAAAACACACGCCUCAAUACAUGCAAGUCUCACACAAGCUCUUCCUGUACCAGGUUAAUCAUAAAAUUGGUUGCUUUUACAACAAAGAAGGGGUGUUUUCCAUUUAAUAGUUUAAGUAUUUUGAACCAAAGGAUCUGAAAAAUAAAGGUCCACGAGAAGCACCAAACAAUUCUUGAUCAAGAAUAUAGAAGAUGAGCCUCACUAAAGAACGCAAACCAAAGAAACCUCACUACAUUCCUCGGCCUCCAGGAAAACCAUUCAAAUAUAAAUGUUUCCAGUGCCCGUUUACAUGCAAUGAAAAAUCACAUCUCUUUAACCACAUGAAGUACAGCCUGUGUGAAAACUCAAUUUCACUCAUUACAGACCAGGACCAAACAGGAAAAUGUCCAAAGACAAGUUCCAGUGAGACUAAUAUACUCAACCAGAAAGAUGAUGAGUCAAAUGAGUGCAAUGACACAAGGAUACCAACUAGUCAACUCAGUAAGAAUUCAGAAUGUACAAAUACUGUUUCAAAUAAACCCUCAAGUCAUCAGAUCAUCAACAAUAAUGACAUAAAAGAAAAUGCAGGAGUGGAUAAUCAAGCAUUUUCUCAUGUUCCAAAUAUGAAACCACAUCACUUAAUUCCUACAAGUGUACCUGAAAAAAUAGGAUGUUUUGAAAAGGAUCAAAGAUCCUCAGCUUUUUUGCCUGUUGGAAGUCUGAGGUCCAGUGAAAAACCCAAAAAAGUCAAUAAGGACACACAUUCUGCUUCUGAAAAUUCAAACAAUAGAACAUCUCCCAACCAAAUGAAAUCAGCAUUUUAUAGCCCAGGUGACCCGUGGAGAGCAUGUUCUUCAACUUCACCAGAAUUUUGCAAAGCAGAUAAAAGUUUUGGCUCAAUUCCUCCCAACACAUCACCUUUGAUUCCAGAUUAUACACAUUAUUACAGUGAACGAUGUGCAAGAGUCAUCUUUUCACCCUAUCUCCUCACUGGUAAGCCACCUGAACAUAACAGCCCAAAAAUUCCACUCUAUGUCUCAGCUGACCAGAGGAAUUUUCUGCUCCCUCACCUACAAAAUCCAGGCAUGGCCUUGCCAACACAUUUAGUUCCAUCAACAUUACAACAAUACAAGACUUUGCAUCAUUUGCAUUCAAAUAUUCCCAUUCCUUAUGGAAUCCAUCAUCUCAACUCAACUGAGUACCACAUGUCCCAGCUUGGUAUGAAGCUUCAACAAGGAAGUAACACCAGUAAGGAUCAAAACACACAAUCAGUUGGAAAUCCCUCAUUCUACGAAACUUCAUCACCAUCAGAACUUUAUCUCCAGAACACUCACAGAAGGCUUUAUCCACAAUGGGAAAAUUUGGCUCCUACAAAAUAUUUAAAAGAUAACAACACUGUAGAACUCGACAUGAACAGUGACUAUCUCCCACACACAACAAAUGUAAAAAUGAGCCCUACAGCAGGAAGUGCAGCAAUGGGCUCUCCUGGUCGACCUAGUCCUUCCUUUGCUCAAACAAGUACUGUUUCAGAAAAUUUUGGUGAAUUGCCAAACAAGUUUAUUUCAAGUACAAGUGUUAAAAGUAAUAGAUUGGAAGAAAAUUUUAUGCACUUCAAACCAAUCAGAAAUCCACAUGCAAAUACAUUCUACAUUCAACAUGAUCGGCUAGAAAGGCAAGGCACAGAAAGCAGAAUUCUAGCUGCCAAUGAGGAUUCGACAUCCAAUCUAACUUUUUCUAAUGUCACCAUUUUGGAUUAUGGCCAUGGUAAUUCACCAAUCUCCUCAAAUACAAGCUCCAGCAGUAUGAUCCCUUUGAACCUUUCCAAGAAGGACAAAGGAAAAACAGAGCAGGACAAGCUGUUUGGAACUAACACUAAUAAUUUGCCACAAGGCUCAAAUGAAAAUUCUUCAGUUGGCAAUGAUUGCCCACAGGAUGAAGAGUUUCAGAUUUCUAUAAAUGUUCAGGAAGUGCCUUUAAAUCUCUCUGUUAAAGCUAAGCAUAAUCAUAGCUGGCAAACAGCUGAAGGUUCCAUCCCACCACAAGUAGACAGCACUUCUAAAGAAUCAAGGGCACAAGCAAAAUACUUAAUCAGCAAUAAAUCUCUUCAUUCUGACUUGAAGAUUAAGCCAGUGGAAGACCUUAGUACAGCCAAAGAUCACAACAAAACUGGUCAAUGGAAAGAAAUUGUUGUCGGCAACCUGCAAUCUUUAAAAGUUAUGAGAAGUACGCAAAGCUGUAGUGAUGAGCAGAAACAGUCAGCUGCUGUGGCUCUUUGCCAGUUAGCUGGAUCUAUCAAUGGAAAAUAUAAUGAGGAAUGGUCUCUUUUGCCAACUGGGCAAUUUACUAGUUUGGAGGACCCCAUCUGUGAAGAUAAACACAUCGCAUUUGACAAAUUGAACAAACAACAGAAACCAAAAAGUCUAAAAAGGUCAAAUGAAGAAUCAGUUAAAACACAAUCAGAGACAACACUUGUAAAGAAUAACAUCUGUGGUAGAAUAUUCAAUUUGAGAAAGAGAACCAGAGUUGCGUAAGGUGGUACAAUUCCAAUUGAAACCAGAGUAGCAAAUUACUAAACCAUGUGAGGUUGACAAUCAUUGUUCACAUCAAGGUUUCAAAGCCUAGAUUAGUCACCAAGAAGCAUGACACACCCUAGGAUGAGGGCGUGUUUAAACUCCUCAUUGACAUUCUGUCUACGUAUAAAUGUUAUUAUACAUACUAUACUGGGUGUUGGUUAAAAGUGACAGAUUAUAGCUCAACACUAACAGUCUCUGUUUGAAGUAUCUCAGGAUCCACUGCAUUUUCAGUUGGUAUUAUUUUGUGAAAUACAGUUUGCUGAUGUCCAGAAGAGUAAGGUUCUUUGGGAUAGCAGCUCAAAUUAAAUGAAGCAAAGUAAUCAAUCAGGACCAACUAGUCUAAUUUUAAGCAACAGGGCUGCAAAUGAUACAAGCCGCAAAAAUAAACUGAAAAAUGCUGUUGGUGAUCUAAUUCGAACUCUGACAAUAAACUGGCUCUAGAUUGCUUCACACAACUAUCUCAGGUGAAAUGAGCAAUUAAGUACAUUAACUUUCUAGUUUAAAAAAAUGUAAUUAAUUCUAUGAAACAGUUUAUGGUCAAUGUGCCACAAGCACUUAAAAGAACAUUUAGAUUACUGACUAGAACUAGAAGGCAGACUUUAAUAGAAGGCAGUGAAAUCAAAUUAAUCAAAAGUAGGUGUACAAGUUAAAGAAUGGUUGAAAUUCACAAUAGUCCAGUUAACACAGGAUGCCAAAAAGCAGGUACUUCAAUCUUAAGCCCAGAGGGCUAAAUUUUUUUUUAACAUAACACAAUGAUCAUUAUUAAAGCAAACAUUUUCUUCUCUGUAUAUAUAAACCUACUGGGAUAGCUUGUUUUGCUACAAAACAUAGGGGUAAAGUAACCAGUGGUUUAUUACCAGACCAGCAAACCAAAGGCCAUGAUUAAUCCGUCAUAGAAAUGAACUAAAACCCCAACACAGCAUCUAGGGAAUUUAAAUUUAACUAAUUAGGUAAAAUCUGCAAUCAAUAGUAGUUUCAGUUAUAAGUACAACGCCUUUAGAAUUAAGUGGAAACUUCCGACUCAACUAUGUAAUGAAUAUGUGGACUACCAAUGAAAUUUUAGCACCAAAACUAAGAGGAAGGAAGAAGUACAUUCUUGUAACUGCAGAUUUUGUUAUGCAAAGUAAAGAACUUCAAUUCUGACAUUCACAUUCUUAAUUGGCAAUUGAAAUAAUCCUUUCAAAUCCAAACUGACCCUUAGCUGAUCCAGAUGAAAGGACAGGUACAAAAAUGUAUACGUACAUUAUUCCUUUGCAUUUUAUAAAUUACUUUGCAUACUGUGAUGUUUAAAAUACUGCACAUUUAGUUCUGUUUAUAUUAGUUUCAAUUGAAGCACUAGGGAAAUCAAGUCACAAGGGUUUUACAGUACAGAAAAAAUAUGGACAUUAAUUUAUAUUUUAGGGAAGCUGUUGGUGAUGGAAAUGUGUUGCGAUGUUAAUUCUUUAAUACCAUAAAUGGUUUAUGUUUUUUGUGACAGGAUUAAAGGUAAUUUGUCAAGAAAAAUAAUAACCUAUUUUAUUGCUUGUUGAACUCUCAUAACCUUUUAGUACUUAAAAUAAGAACAUACUUAUACCUUGAUUCUGUACAAAAGAGAUUGGUAUUUACUCACACCAAAAAAUGAAUAGCUUUCUUAAACCAAAAUGUGUUAACUAUAAGGAUAUCAGAGACAAAAUUCUCAAUGACCUGUAGUAUUUAAGCAGAAUAGAUAAGUCAGUCAAAAAGCCACUGCAUGAGAAUGAAGAGGAAGAUAACUGAGAUGAAAAUUUGAUUUAAAAUAUUUGUUUUAAAGUUCCUUAUUAUUGAAUUUAAAAUUAAUUUUCCAUUUUUUAAUGCACAAAUUUUGCAUUGUGGUUGAAUACUACAUACUGUCAGUUCCUGGUGCUCGGAAACCUGCCUUCAUUACAGUGUGAAUUACAAAACAACACCAAACAUUCAAAAGCCUUGAAUGUACAUAAACCCAGGAACCACAACUUCUAACUUUGUGGUGACGAUUUUACAGUUGUACACAUUAUUCAUAGAUGGUGACACAAUUACACAAAACCUCAAAGAAGAUUCUAGUUUACACAGAGAUUCAAAAUAUAAAACCAUGAUUCUGUUGAUUUUGUCCAGCACAUUAUGAAUAUACUUAAGAACAAGAGGGUACUUGUGAUGCAAUGGAGGAGCUCGUACCUCUGGAUCGGGAGGCAUAGGGUCAAGUCUCUCCAAUUCCAAAAGUGUGCAGAAAUGUCUUUGAACAGGGUGGUGAGAAAAUAUCUAUAGAAGCGACAGAAAAGAUGCAGUAUAUCUACAGUUCUUAUCAUACUUAUUUCAAGAGUAGAAGAGGCCCAGUGAAGCUUUAGUAUUAAUGAGCUAUUAUCAGGCUAAAACUGACGACUUCAACGGAGCUAAGUUUGAGGAGAUUAAUGUUGGACUAAAGGUUAGGUCUAAGUAAUUUUUAAAAUGUGAAAAGCAACAAUGUAGGUCCAAAAGAUUGAAGGGCACUUGUAUACACAUCACUCACCCACCAUAAGGUUUUUCUUAAUGUUAGCCUUCACAUCUAGAGAGUUAAAACUAAAAGGAAGGAAGUUUUGUGAAAGCUAUUGUUACAAUCUCAGAUCAGACCACAAUUUCAUAUUAUGAUCCUGGAUGAGAUCACCAAAUUACUUUACAAUCUGAUUUGGGACUAGUAUACAGGGUCCAGGGACUAAUACUUUAUUUUUAAGUAGACAAAAGUUAACUUCUGAAUGCAUUAUUAGAAAUAAUACCUAAAUAUACAAUAUUAGAACAAUAUUACUAUCAACAAGAACACACUGCUGAGACCCUUUGACUAGGAAAGAGGCCUACUACAGAAACACUGAGCUUUCCCUCUACCUGAGGGGCAAGGGUAGCCUGCUGAGCUCCUCCACCAAACCCCAACUUUUGCCUUGACCACCUGCGCUCCCAACCUACCAUGACCACUCAAUUGUAGGGUCCUGGGGAGUGUUGUCGAAUGAAGAGACCUUAGUGUUCAGGUUCACAGUUGUUUGAAGGUCGAGUCACAGGUAGACAAGGUAGUGAAGGUGGUGUUUGGUACAUUUGCCUUUAUUGGUCAGUACAUUGAGUAUAGGACUCGGGGCGUCAUGUUGCAGCUGUACAGGACAACGGUUAGGCCACUUUUGGAAUGCUGCAUUUUCUAGUCUCCUAGUUAUAAGGACGAUGUUAAACUUGAGAGAGUGCAGAGAAGAUUUACAAGGAACUUGCUGGGGUUAGAAAGUUUGAGCUAUAAGGAGAGGC